UUUUCCUUUCUUAAAUCUUUCAGCCAAAAUCAUAUAAUCUAUCUAAAGAAUGAAAAGUUGGAUUAUACUGCUGGCUAUUAUAGUCAGCACAGAAGAAACACAAAAACAGGAUAUCUGUACCCGAGGGUAUCCUGGCAUUCCUGGCAAUCCUGGACACAAUGGCAUACCUGGACGUGAUGGACGUGACGGCUUAAAAGGCGACAAGGGAGAUACAGGAGAAGCAGGGCUUCCUGGAUCUCCAGGGAAAGAUGGUGCAAAUGGAGAGAAAGGAGAACGAGGAACCAAUGGGACUGUUGAAGAGAAGGGGAACAAAGGAGAAAAAGGAGAAAGAGGACGACCUGGGAAACUUGGACCAAAAGGAAUUACAGGGUCAGUGGGUUACAAAGGUCAGAAGGGAGAACUCGGACUGCAGGGGCAAAAGGGAUUAAAAGGAGACAUUGGGCCCAUAGGUCCAAAAGGGACAAAGGGUGAAAUCGGCCAUCCUGGAAGAACUGGUUUGCCAGGGCCUGUUGGCCCAGUUGGUAACCCAGGUCCUAAAGGUAAUACUGGUGAUUUGGGGCCGCAGGGUAAUCCAGGAGUUCAGGGGGAAAGGGGUUUGAAAGGGGACAGAGGAGAUAAAGGAAACGUUGGUGCCACCCCAGUCCUGCCAAGAAGUGCUUUCAGUGUAGGCCUUACAGUCGCCACCAAAUUUCCCCCUUCUAAUCGCCCCAUCCAGUUCGACAAGGUGCUGUAUAACGGUCUAAAUGACUAUAACCCAACUACUGGCAAAUUCACCUGCAAGUAUUCUGGUGUUUACUACUUCACCUAUCACAUCACCGUCUACUCAAGGAAUGUCAGAGUAGCUCUAGUGAAAAAUGGGAUCAAGCUGCUGCACACUGUGGACAGAUACCAAGGCUCUGAGGACCAGGCCUCUGGAGCUACCAUCCUGGAACUCCAGAGCGGAGAUGAGGUGUGGCUGCAGGCUCACCCAGGAGAAGCUUUUAAUGGGCUGUUUGCUGACGCGGAUGACGACACAACCUUCACUGGAUUCCUACUAUUUAGUAACUCCGACAUGCUGGAGUCACUGCCGUUAUCUGCAACGUAA
Molecule: messenger RNA, 1084 nt
Organism: Rhea pennata
Lineage: Eukaryota; Metazoa; Chordata; Aves; Rheiformes; Rheidae
Product: complement C1q and tumor necrosis factor-related protein 9A-like
Exons: 3
Coding region: 50-1084 (344 amino acids)
Molecular function (GO): protein binding
Source: RefSeq, a predicted model, not a curated record